Molecule: messenger RNA, 2982 nt
Organism: Scophthalmus maximus (turbot)
Lineage: Eukaryota; Metazoa; Chordata; Actinopteri; Pleuronectiformes; Scophthalmidae
Product: COPII coat assembly protein sec16-like
Exons: 7
Coding region: 483-1379 (298 amino acids)
Biological process (GO): regulation of transcription by RNA polymerase II; canonical Wnt signaling pathway
Cellular component (GO): beta-catenin-TCF complex
Molecular function (GO): RNA polymerase II cis-regulatory region sequence-specific DNA binding; DNA-binding transcription factor activity, RNA polymerase II-specific
Source: RefSeq, a predicted model, not a curated record
GGUUUAUUUGUGCGUCAUUUCACUGAGGAGGCGGACUGUGCCACGUGCCUGCGUGUACACGCACGUACACGCCUUCUAGUUUUUGGAAGUGCAUCCCACUACAAUCGAGCUGCCGAGACCGUUAGUAUCGAUGGGCAACUUGACGUAGUCCUAACGCCCUCUACUUCGAUAGCUCAAACUGUAAAUCCAAUAAAUCUAAAUUUGAAGCAGCGUGAUCCACCGUCAUUCGGAGUUCUUCGGAUUCGGGUCGUGUUUGUUUUUUUUUCCAGCUACCUUUGGUCACCGGAAAUCCACGAUGCCUUUGAUGGCUUUGAUCUGGCACAGUGACGUCAGCCAUGGCAGGAGUCGAGGCGGCACGGGGCAAUAAUCUGAACGAAAUUGCCCCAGAUGUAUUCAGUUUCUGCACACAGAAUCUCAAACCGAAUGGCGUUUUAUUGUCACCACGUCACACUUAAGCUGUCAGGUAAAUGUAGUGCAUAAAUAUGUUCAGCAUUGCAGAAUUUGAGCGUGUCUUGGAGGGGAUGGACUUGGGCAACGUGGUGGACAGGUUCGAGGCAAUGAUUGAUGAACUCCCAGAAAGCACACCCCACCCUCCGUUUCCAUCUCCUCCCGUGGUCCGUGCUCAGCCACGGUUCGACGCCUACAGCCGGGCAGAUCCUUCUGACCAGGCUGAUAUGAAGUGGGAUGACGAGUUUGAGGCGGUGGUGGAUGGACUUUUAGAAAGUACACCCCAGCCUCCAUCUCCAUCUCCAUCCCCAUCUCCAUCUCCAUCCCCAUGCCCAUCUCCAUGCCCAUCUCCAUCUCCAUCCGUGGUCCCUGCUCAGCCAGAGUUGGACACCUACAGCCAGGCAGAUCCUUUUGGCCAGGCAGGAGUUCUCGGCCAGGCAGGUCCUUACAGCCAAGCAGGACCCUACGGCCAGACAGGACCUUACAGCCAGGAAGAGUGUUACAAUAGGCCUAAUACGAGUCUCCCUCAGCACUUUGUACAGAACCUGAGGCCUGUUGGAUUAGUAAAUGGAGAGGUGGUGUACGAACUGCCAGCGGAUAUGCAACAUCUUCCAGGUGCUCCUCUAACGAACAACCCCAUUUCACAAAGGAGGAAGCGUGAGCUCCAUGAGGAUCAUACCUACUUUAAAAAGCCAGCCAAUGCUUUUAUGCUCUUCUGCAAGGAGCAGAGGACACACGUAAUGGCACAGCUGAAGACAGCUCACAGCGCGGCUGUACAUACUGUCCUCGGACAGAGAAGUGGAAGUCACUUUAAAAAGAAGAGGAACAGGAAAAGUAUGAGGAAGCCGAGAAACAGAAGCUACUUCACAGCCAGCAAUUGCCCAUGUGGCCCUCCAAAGAAAAUUAUGCCAAAAAGAGAACAAGGAUCAUGAGGAGGCCAUAGCACAUGAAGCGUCUGUUGCCUCCUGGCCCUACCUGAACCUACUCUCACUCCUUCCCCGUUUCCCCGUCCCCUCCCAACCUCACAUGGGGUGGAUUCGGAUAGUCCUUCCUAUCGUCUUUUCAUAUCUACUAUUCCUUGACCUCAAUGGAAAACGUCAUGAGGUCAAGGUAAGGUGUAAAGGAGCAAUCAUAGGACUUAGGAAAAGCCAACAGUGGUGCUCGGAGAAUCCGACUCGACUUUCACUGUACUACGUCAUUACGCGGUGGCGGAUGUUAUUGACGUGCGUCUGCCGUGGUUAAACUACAAAUUUCCGAAGAUGGACUACAAAUAACGCGGCGACUCCAUCCUUUUCCAAUUUUGUGUUGAAUGAUUCAUAUGCAACAGUAACCUACAUGAUGACGUGCGUCCCUUCUGGGUCAUAUAUUCAUACUCUUCUUCUUUUACAUUAACUUAAAUUCAUUUAGCAGAUGCUUUUGUCAAAAGCGACUUACAGUGCUUUCAACCAUGAAGAUAUUACCCAAAAGUGCAAGAGUUGAUAAGUGCAUAAACAUUUAUCAUAUAAGCAAGAAACAGCUUCAAGUGCUCACAUUCUAGAUUUUCGAAAUUUAUUUUUUACAUCAGAUUGAAUCGUUUAUGUUCGUGCAUGGCCCGCAGUGUUGUAGUCGAGUCACCCAACUCGCAAGUCCGAGUCGAGUCUCGAGUUCCAAAUGUUCAAAUCCAAGUCCAAGUCCGAGUCACCAAAGACAAGUUCGAGUCUGAGUCUCGAGUCCCCAGUGUUUGUCUCCGAGUCCAAGUCAAGUCACAAAUAAAAGAGGGUCAACAAAAAUGACACAGCUUUCAACAUUCAAAGUCUUCACGUCCUGCUGCAUCUUCCAAAAUUUUUCCAGCGUGGGAUGCACUGAAUCUGCAGGUGGAAGAGGACAAACACUCCCUGCCCUUGCAAGAAACUGUUACAGACUAAAGUGACAGACCUGUUGAACAUAUAAGUUGUCAGGGACUUCAUCCACCUUCGAGUCCGAUUUCAUGAAAGCUUGAGUCCUCUUGCAUUAAUCCUCGAGUCAGAGUCCAAGACCGAAUGUGCGAGUCCGAGAAAAUAGACUUGAGUCGCUACAUUGGCGCGUCACGUUAAAUAUUGCUGCCACAAUGAAUUGUGGGACGUCUAUUUCUUCUUUCCUUUCGCAUUGGAAAGUCCAGUGUACCCUAUGCUAAAGGACAUAGGAAAGGAUGCAUCGAAGCACCUUUCCUUUGCAUUUAGAGAAUCCGAACAGUUCUUAUCCUCAAAUACUUCAGGGUCAUUUCAAGAUUUAGGGAACUUCCCACCAGGCCUGAGCCACCCCUCAUUGAUUCAUCCAUCCAUUAUCUAUACUCCAAUUAACCUAACCCUAAUCUGCACUUCUUCGGACUCUGCGAGGUAGCCGAAGUACCUGGAGAGAACCCACGCAUACACAGGGAGAACAUGCAAACUCCACACAGAAAGGGCCCUGGACCACAGAACCCAGAACCUCCUUACUGUGAGGCAACAGCGCUAACCGCUACACCACCGUGCAACCCUCAUUGAUUCAUUUAAAAAUAAAGCUGCAUCUUUUUUUAAA